UGUUUCAGAAGGUGGAACUUGUUGAAGGAGAUGGCUGCUGGGCAUCUUGAGCAUGAGCUUGAGUUGGGCGUGCCGGCGAGCGAGGCGUGGGACCUUUUUGGCACGCUGCGACUCGGAGAAUUUUUUGAGAAAGAGAUGCCAAGUUUGUUUCAGAAGGUGGAGCUUGUUGAAGGAGAUGGAGGAAUUGGAACUGUCCUCAAAUUGACAUUCGUACCUGGUACACUGGGGCCAACCUGUUACAAAGAGAAGUUCACAAAGGUUGACAAUGAGAACCGAAUAAAGGAAAUUGAGGUAAUUGAAGGAGGAUAUUUGGAAUUAGGGUUUACUCUGUUUAGGGGUCGCUUCCACAUAAUGGAGAAAGGUAAAGAUUCAAGCACUGUGAAAUCAACAGUUGAGUAUGAACUCAAGCAAGAGGCUUCUGAGAAUGGCUCUAUUGCUUCCAAUGCCAUUCAAGCUCUGGCCAACAUUGCUCAAGUUGCCAAACAACAUCUCAACAGAAACAAACUUGCAGAUCCACCAAAAUAAACUACAUGUGUGUGUAUUUAGGAUAAAACUUCCUUUAUCUUAUGAGAUUUGAAUUCAAUACAUGUGUAGCUUUAAUUAACUUUUUUUUACACAUA
Molecule: messenger RNA, 620 nt
Organism: Neltuma alba
Lineage: Eukaryota; Viridiplantae; Streptophyta; Magnoliopsida; Fabales; Fabaceae
Product: S-norcoclaurine synthase
Exons: 3
Coding region: 31-525 (164 amino acids)
Biological process (GO): abscisic acid-activated signaling pathway; defense response
Cellular component (GO): cytoplasm; nucleus
Molecular function (GO): abscisic acid binding; signaling receptor activity; protein phosphatase inhibitor activity
Source: RefSeq, a predicted model, not a curated record